AUGGAGAAGGUUGUGGAGUCGAGCACAACUUCAUGCCGGAACAAAAAGUACGGCUGCACUACUCCGGUGACUUACAACAAGAAAAAUGAACAUGAAAGGACAUGUAAGUAUUCGCCUACUUGUUCAUGCCCCUAUUUGGGUUGCAAGUUUGUCUCAUCAACCAUGGAGUUAUAUUUACAUUACAUCAAUGAUCAUGGGGAUUCUGCAAUAGAGUUCGUGAGCGACAACUUUUUUACCAUUACAUUGAAGAAGUAUAACAAGUCUAUUGUUCUACGAGAAAGGGAUGUAAGUACCUUAUUCAUUCUUCACAACAAUGUUGAUGCUCUCGGAAAUGUGGUCAGCCUCAGCUGUAUUCAACCAAUCUUCAAGGAGGGCUUCAUGUAUAAUCUUGUGGCUAGACACAGAGGAAGUGAUUCUGUCAAGUUACGGUCUGUGACACAAAGCAUUCGAAGCCUGCAGGGUUAUCCUAGACCUCGUAGUUUGCUUCUCAUUCCUCAAGAGUUCUUCUCUUCGGAUUCAAAUGAUGGUCAGCUCGAGAUGGAUGUGCGCGUACAUAUGGCGUAA
This is a messenger RNA of Fragaria vesca subsp. vesca, 564 nucleotides long. Its product is annotated as E3 ubiquitin-protein ligase SINA-like 10-like. The coding region runs from base 1 to 564 and encodes 187 amino acids. The record is from RefSeq and is a predicted model, not a curated record. The transcript has a single exon. NCBI's taxonomy places the organism in Eukaryota, Viridiplantae, Streptophyta, Magnoliopsida, Rosales, Rosaceae. Gene Ontology annotation, molecular function: zinc ion binding.